ACAUUUGUGCGUAACUUAAACUCAUGAACCAACAUUGGUUGUGUUAUGAUGUCAUUACAGCACAUCUUGCUCUACAUUUCAUAAGGGUGGCACCACUCAUGAGGGCAGUUAUCACCGCGCGCGUCUCCGCUGCGACGCUCUACUGAUCGAUCGAGUCAUGGCUAUGGGCUUGACAAUCAUACAGCACAGCGAUAUGAAGAAACUAUUAUUGCUCUUUUCCUUCGCAUUAUUUUUGGACCGUGUGUACAGCGAGACGGAAAAAGUGUCUGUGAAGGAGGGAGAUUCUCUCACUCUACACACUGAUGUCACUGAAAUACAGACAAUAUUUUUCUUGAUGUGGAUGUACGAAUCUCAAAUCAAUAUUAUCGCUAAAAUCGAUGGUAAAACUCAAACAGUCUCAUUAUAUGAUGUUGAUGAUCUGAGGUUUGAAGACAGACUGCAGCUGGACAAUAAGACUGGAUCUCUGGUCAUCAGUGACAUCAGAACCAAACACUCUGGAGAUUAUCAUCUAAAGAUCAUCAGCAACGAGACUUUCCUCAAGACAUUCAGUGUUACUGUCCAUGAUGUGAUUUUUGCCGGGUUAGAAAACAAGAAAGAAGGAGAUUCUGUUACUCUACACACUGGUGUUACUGAUUCACAGAAACGGGAUCUAAUACAAUGGACAUUUGGACCUACAAAUCCAGACAGUCUUAUAGCUGAAUUGAACCUUAAGAUUCGUAAGAUCACACUGAAUUCAGAUGAUAUAUUCAGACGGAGACUACAUCUGGAAAAUAAGACAGGAUCUCUCACCAUCAGAGACAUCAGAACCUCAGACGCUGGAGUUUAUGAAUUACAGAUCUCCAACAGUAAAGAAACACUAUACAAGAGAUUCAAUGUUUUUGUUGCUGUUCCAGAUCCGGGUCUGUCCACUGGUUAUAUUGUGCUGAUUUGUCUUUGUGUCCUUCUGCUGGUGGCUGCACCUUUGGGUGUCAUGUGCAACAUGUUUAAAUACUCUAAAAAACAGAAAGAAAAGAAGAACGUGUCCGUGAAGGAGGGAAAUUCUGUCACGCUAAAAUCCGGUGCAGUCGAGAUCCAGAGAGACGAUGAAGUGCUCUGGAUGUUUGGACCUCAAGAAAUGGUUAUUGCACGAAUCGACAAAAAUGGCAGUAACAUCUCAUACACAGAUGAUGAGGAAUUCAGAGACAAGCUACAGCUGGACCAUCAGACUGGAGAUCUGACCAUCAGCGACAUCAGGAUCCCAAUCUCUGGAGAUUAUCAGAUGAAGAUCACCGGCAGUAAAGCGACAAAACUGAAGAGAUUCAGAGUUAUUGUACGAGAGGACACACUGAAAUCCACAGAAGGAGAAUCUGUCCGUCUGCAGACCGGUGUUACUGAAAUACAGAAAGAUGAUCUGAUACUUUGGAAGUUUGAACCUAGAAAUGCACUUAUCGCCAAAAUCGAUGGACAGACCAAUGAGAGCAUUGUUUACAAUGAUGAUGAUGGAUUUAGAGACAGAUUGGAGCUGGACGAUCGAACUGGAGAUCUCACCAUCAUGAACACUAAAAGCACUGACUCUGGAGUUUACGAACUGCAGAUCAAAAAGGGCAGAAAUAAAGACUUAUACAAGAAGUUCAACGUUCUUGUUUGGUUGAACACACUGAAAUAUACAGUUGGAGAUUCUGUCACUCUACAAACUGGUGUUACUGCACUGAACAAAGAUGACCGGAUACUGUGGAAGUUUAGUGAUGAAGACAUUUUCAUAGCUGAAAUCAACCGAGCCACCAAUCAGACCAAAUUAUACAAAGGUCCUGAUGGCAGAUUCAGAGACCGACUGCAGUUAAACCAGAGAACUGGAGAUUUGACCAUCAGGAACAUCAGCAGAGCUCAUUCAGACGUUUAUACACUUCAAAUCACCAGCGGCAAAAAGAGCACAUGCAAGAGAUUCAUGGUUAUUGCUCAUGAGAAGACUGAGUCUGGGAUGGAGGGAGAAUCAGUCAGGCUAGACAACGAUAUUGAAAUACAAAAAGAUGAUCUGGUGCUGUGGAUGUUUGGACCUGAAGACAGUCUCAUCGCUAGAGGAGAAAUAAAUAAAGCACUUUUCGGUACAAGUUUCAAUACAAGCUUCUCCACUGAAGAGAAAUUCAGAAACCGACUGAACCUGGAUCAGUCUGGAUCUCUGACCAUCACGAACAGCUCAACUGAACACUCUGGAGUUUAUAAACUAUUGAUCAUCAGCAGCCGAGAGACCAAAUACAAGAGAUUCAAAGUUACAAUCCGUGGGAGUGAAAGAAGUCCAGAUGAGGGGCCUGAGCAGGAGGGGACCCUAUUAAUGCAAAUAACAACAGCAUAACAGUAAUAGAAAAUAUGAAUUUAGAUAGUAUUGCACAUUUUUAUAUGAUAUUACAUACCCAGUGAGAGUGAUUGUUUUCUUAACUAUUUAACUUUGGUGGUCAGUAUUUGGUUCAACUUGUUUCAACAAAUUUACUUUACUACAUCAGUUUGUACAUAACUUUACACUGUUGUAUAUGGAGGUACUGUGUUGUUAUUUGUUACUGUGUGUCCUUUAUAAGAGAACAUGUUAUGUACCCAAUGGUAUGUAAGCAUGCUUUUGUAUAUGUUACUGUAUGUGUGUGUUUGUUUGCAUGUUCUGUUUGUUUCAGAAGCGAAGCUCAUUGGAAGAUCUGCCUGUCACUCUGUUGACAUAGGAUGCUGAUGUCUGUGAUUGCUCCGUUGUGCAGUUUAAAAGAGACUAACUUUAAUGGCGAAGAAGCUGGGGCUGGGCAAUGACGCGGCUCUGUGAAGACGGUUCUUUCUAUUGCGAGAAUACCAGUCUGAGUGUGUUUUUGUUUGAGUUAAGGUUCAGUUUUCUUUGCUGUAGUUUCAGGGGUUUUCGCUGGUUUUUGACUGACCUUGAUGUGCGUGUGGACCUGUUUGAUGUCUGAUCAUCUGUUGUGAAACUUUAGUCUCUGAUGAGAGUUGUGCAAACUGUAUUGGAGAGGUUGUGAGUAAGGUAAGCAUGUCUCGACAUACAUUCACAUCAUGUAGGUUCCUUUUACUCAAUAAGACACACUAGAUUAGAGAGAGAGGUACAUUUAGAAUGUUUUUGUUUGAUUAGUUAGAGAAGGGUUAGUCAUGGCAUCUUUUACGCUGAAGAUGUUUGUUUCUACAUUUUCUGUUGAUAGAUAGUUUAGUUUGGUUAACUUUAGUUA
Messenger RNA from Carassius gibelio (silver crucian carp), 3188 nucleotides. RefSeq lists its product as uncharacterized. Bases 158 to 2329 code for a protein of 723 amino acids. The transcript is spliced from 9 exons. Lineage: Eukaryota; Metazoa; Chordata; Actinopteri; Cypriniformes; Cyprinidae. The record is from RefSeq and is a predicted model, not a curated record.